Messenger RNA from Nicotiana tabacum (common tobacco), 670 nucleotides. Lineage: Eukaryota; Viridiplantae; Streptophyta; Magnoliopsida; Solanales; Solanaceae. The record is from RefSeq and is a predicted model, not a curated record.
AACUAGGAAAAAGCGAAGUUACUAGCAAAAUUUUCCCUUCCUUUGUGUGGAGGUUUGUUUGCAGUCGGCUAUCCAGUCGAAUAUGGCGAAUCAGCUCUACGGCUAUAACCCUAGCAGCAAUGCGGGAAUAGCAGCAGGGAGCAACCUGUCUAGGUCGACGACGAGAUCCAUGGGCGACUAUCUCUCUACGGAUAAUAAUAAGACAUUGCUUGGUUCCUCAAGUUAUUUUGGUUCUUCCGGCUAUUCCUUCUCUUCACCCACUAUGCUAUUUAAUCAAAGUGAUAGUUAUAACCCCGCUGCGAGUAAGAUUCCAGGUUUGGCGGCUUAUCAGUCCUCGUGGACUGCACCUCCUGGAGUCGAUGUUGCGCAACCUCCUGCUGCCGACUCUUAUUUUUCUAGCUUGAAGCGCUCCUCCUCUGAUGCACUGUAUCAUCGGACACUUUUGGGUGCACGUAAUACAAUUGGGCAAGCUGAAGCUUGGUUUUCAGCCAAUCCUUUAGCCAAGCGCCCUAGAUUCGAGAGUGCAAGCAAUUUGUCUAUAUAUCCCCAGAGGCCCGGAGAGAAGGACUGUGCCCAUUAUAUGCAAACAAGAACCUGUAAAUUUGGAGAUAGCUGCAAGUUUGACCAUCCUAUUUGGGUUCCGGAGGGUGGAAUCCCAGAUUGGAAAGAG